AUGGGAGAGGAACUCGAGGGUGUCCGGUUCGUCACAAGCUCUCUCGAUGCUGACAUAUAUCUUGGCUUCUGGAUCAACCGCUCUGUUCACUGGAUCGAAGGAGCAACGCUGACGCUCGAUCACCGAACUGGCGCCCUGUUGAUUGCACUUGUAGCUCUGUUUGUGAAUGCCAGCGGUCGGGGCCUCUGGAAACUCACCCGAUGCGUUUUACAUUUCAGAGGUUCCUCGCAAGCCAGACCCGAUGCACUUUACCUACAAGGGCAGGCGACUUUGCGAAAUUCGAACUUAGCCCUCGACGCGUUCUUCGCUUUUCUGGACAUAUGGCGUGUAUGGCGCAAUAGAAUCAGGAAUGGUAAUCGAAGACUAUUAGGAACUGCGUCUAUUGCUCUGAUGGUAGCGGUGGCCUUCACCCUAGCUGGUAUCUUCUCAUCUCGAGUGUUUCAAGGCUGGAACGAGGUACUGAUAUCAGGCCCGAAAGACGAUUGUAAUGUCCACCUUCCAGGUGCCAAUCUCAUACGGUCUGAAAAUAGAACUAUACAGGAGUAUAUUGCGCCCUUCUUGAGCCAGAAGUCUGCGGAGUACCUGGCAUAUGCACAGCGGUGCUAUCAAGCCGAGAAGCGCAACAGCCAGCAAGAAGACGGGUACGAACAUUACGGUCAUUUAAGCGAAAAAGAAAAGAAGGAGCUUUUUCCCGACGACUGUGGUAUUCUAUCCAUCCCAACGUUACCGUAUCGGACCAGAAGGAACGCACCUUGUCCCUUCAAAAAUGUCACUUGUAAGCUACAAGAUGCGAACAUCAUCAUUGAGACAGAUCGACUAGAUGGCUACAAAGAUCUCGGGCUGAACCAGGGUCCGCCUGUGACUAUGCAGGUGCGGCAUCACUGUGGGCCAUUGAACAUCACAGCCAAGCACGAAGGAGAUAUGUUGAGAUACUAUCUCGGCGCUCGACAUGAGAAUAUGACUUUUGAGAUCAAGGAAGACACAACUACAUCGGCUACAGGCCACCGCAGCAACUACGUUGUGUACGCGGUUAGUCAACAUGAGAAUGGCUCCCUUUACGGUGAGCAUAUACCAUGGAUCGAAGAUUUCACAGUGACAAAUAUGGCUACAACCAUGCUGUUUUUGGUAUCGACAUCUAUCAAUUACGUGAGCAAAACGGAUGAUCCCUGGUUCCUGGCCAAUAAUACCGAUGCUCAAGGGCUUGUUUAUGUCUCAAACGACAUUGUCUCAGUUGUCGGUUGUACGACUCGGAGAGAGUACUGCAACCCUAAGAAAGAGGGCCCAAACAAUUGUGUCCAGGUCUACUCAGACUACACAGAACAAGAAAGGGACUUCGAGGCAGCAUGGGAUAACCCUGAACACAGGAAACAUUUACGUGCCCUGGUAAUGACUUUGCACCAGUUCGGGGCGCAAAGCAUAGGUGCUUUCUUCGAGGCCAGGAACGUGCCAAAUCUGCUUGCAAGACAGACUUUAAGACUUCCGCCAGUUACUUUUAAGCCCGCUUAUGCAAAUCAAACAAAAGCACUACCGUCAGAUCAGUGGCAGGACGAGAUGGUAUACCUCAGCCAAGCCAACUUCGCAGCAAUGCAACAUUCUCUCGUGGACUACGCAAGAGGGUCCUGGCUCGGUGGGGACUUGUGCGAUCGAGGCGAGUGCGAACGACUUUGCUACAAUCAGAGGGUUCGUAGCUCAAGGCACUACUCCGUCAGCGUUCUUGGACUGUCUAUCAUACUGAUUGUUGGCGGUAUCAUCCAGUCGUUGGCGCUCUUCCUCGAUAGCCUGUUGGCUUUUCUGUUCAGUUUCCGACGCUUUUACGGGUACGGAGACGACGAUUACGACUAUGCGUAUGCUGAAUGGCAGGCUGGAUCAUUGUUGCAGUUGCAGCGCUUAGCACAGGAGGGCGUGGGCGCAGGCAAAUGGAGCAGAGCCACAGAUCUGGUUCCGGUUACAGCGCCUGGAGAUGCUCUUGCCGUCCUUGACGUUUCGAAACGUGAUCAUCCGCGACUGUCACUUCGUUCACAUGAGCUCACGCACGUCGCUCUUAGUCCAUUCGACCAGAUGGGAUCCUCCACUCAUUACCAGAGGAUCCAAGAAGAUGAGCAUUGGUGA
Molecule: messenger RNA, 2109 nt
Organism: Didymella exigua CBS 183.55
Lineage: Eukaryota; Fungi; Ascomycota; Dothideomycetes; Pleosporales; Didymellaceae
Exons: 4
Coding region: 1-2109 (702 amino acids)
Source: RefSeq, a predicted model, not a curated record